Messenger RNA from Morchella sextelata, 951 nucleotides. RefSeq lists its product as uncharacterized. Gene Ontology annotation, molecular function: 1-acylglycerol-3-phosphate O-acyltransferase activity. Lineage: Eukaryota; Fungi; Ascomycota; Pezizomycetes; Pezizales; Morchellaceae. Gene Ontology annotation, cellular component: endomembrane system. Bases 1 to 951 code for a protein of 316 amino acids. The transcript has 2 exons. The record is from RefSeq and is a predicted model, not a curated record.
AUGGCUCCAUCCACAAAAUCCCCGGUAGCCAUUCUUCGAGCCCUCCUCUUCUUCAUCCCCUGGCUGCUCCAUCUCAUCCUCGCAAACAUCCUCUUGACCCUCACCCUGCCCUUCUCAUGGCCGUUUCCCGCGCAGAUAUACGCGGUAAACUCGCAGAUCGCGUACACCGUCUGGGUGCACAUCCAGCUCUACUUUGAGCGCUCCCGGGGCGCAAAGAUCACCGUUUCUGGGGAUGAUCUCCCGCGCUUGGAGAAUGCAAUCGUGAUUGCCAAUCACGUCUCGUGGACGGACUUCUACCUGGUCCAAGCUCUGGCCGUCAAGGCGGGCAUGCUGGGCAGCAGUAGAUACUUUGCCAAAGCCUCGCUGCGGUGGGUCCCGUUCUUGGGGUGGGGUAUGAUUGCGCUUGGUAUGCCCAUGGUCUCGAGGAACUGGGUGAAUGAUCGUAAGGAGUUUGAAGCUCUCUUUGAGGGCAUCAAGAGCGCAGCUCUGCCAAUCUGGUUAAUUGCGUACUCUGAAGGCACUCGCUUCACGAAGAAGAAAUGGGAGGACACCAAAACCUUCUGCGAGAGCCGCGGGAAGCCUGUCUUCCCGCACGUCCUCUACCCGCGCUCCAAAGGGUUCGUGACGGAGGUGCAGAACCUGCGUGACGGCAGCUCGCACAUCAAGCACGUCUACGACCUGACCCUGGCCUACUCAAAGGCCGGUGGUAGUGGGAAGGGAUUCAUGGAUGCUCCUACAAUGUGGGAGACAUUUGCUAUGGCGCGAGUCUCGCCGCCGUGGAGGUUCCAUGUGCAUGUUCGUAGAUUUGAGAUCAAGGAGCUACCGGAGGAUGAGGAGGGGCUGAGGACAUGGCUGGAGGAGAGGUGGGCCGAGAAGAGCCGGAUUUUGCAGGGAAUGGAGGGGGAGUGGACGGAGUUUGAAGGGUUGGGAGAGGUGGAGAGCUUGGUUUGA